CCCAUUGCUGCAGUGUUUCUGUGCUGUUCUGCUGCCGGUUUGAGAACAUUUCCAGUCCUCUCCAGUCUUCUGGUUCUCUUUUUCUUUCUCCAACAACAAACAUCACUCAUACCGGAUAUGAAGAUUAAAAAAGCGACAGAUGAGAAGAAAACCGUCAUGCAAGAAUGCCAAUAGAUAAAACAAGUGCCGAGAGUAAAGAAAACCAAACAAACCCUGAAAGCAAGAGCGAUAUCUGGAGAGAGACUAGUGCUGUUUGUCUGGAAAAAGGGAAGAGAAAGAAGAGAAAAAGUUGAGUCAGCUGUAGACUUCUGGAGCUACUUUCCAAACUCGUUGGUGGAAAUGGGGGAGCAGCCGCUCUUCAGCACAAAAGCACACGUCUUCCAGAUCGACCCUGCGACGAAGAGAAACUGGAUUCCCGCCAGCAAACAUGCGGUCGCCGUAUCGUUCUUCUAUGACGCCAGCAGAACUGUGUAUCGCAUCAUCAGCGUAGGGGGAACGAAGGCGAUUAUAAACAGCACCGUAACACCCAACAUGACCUUCACCAAGACGUCGCAGAAAUUUGGGCAGUGGGCAGACAGCAGGGCAAAUACUGUGUAUGGGUUGGGCUUCUCCACAGAGCAGCACCUUCAACAGUUCUCAGAACAGUUUAAAGAAGUGAAGGAAGCUGCACGUCUCGUGAGGGAGAAAUCUCAAGAGAAGUUUGAGCUGAUCAGUCCUGGUUUAACCAUCGCUCCUCUACAGGCUCUGUGUGAAGGCCGGAGAUCUCCGACAGCGCUCCUGGGUGUAAAUGGGGAGGAAAAGCUUUUUCGCAGCAAGAGUGCGGACCUGGAGCUGGCCUCGAAGAAGGAGUGUGUGAAAAAGGUUCCCUCAGAAGGAUCGAUAUGUGAGACACACAUGGAGACCGAACUGUUCACUCUGAGGGAAAGCAACCUAAAGCUUGUCUCAGCGCUCCGUGAAGCCAACAGCAGCAUUGAACACUGGAAGAAUCGGCUGGCUGAGUAUCAGCAGGAGACGCAGCAAUUCCGAGACCAGGUGGCCGAGUUGGGAGAGCGAGAGGGACACGCUGCUUCAUCAGAGAACAGGAGCGAGGAUUUGUUCCAGUCUGUAGAACACAUGGAGGCCCUUUUAAAGGCUAAAGAUGAAGAAAUUAACAAGCUACAGAACAGGAAAUCUGAUUUCCAGGAUUUGGAGGAGGAGAGGGAGAAGAUUAUUAAAAGAAUGCAGGAGCUGGAGCAAAGAAACUUCGAGCUCGAACAGCAAGUGCAGAGAGCGGAGCAGAGCUUGGCAUCUUCUCUGGACGCCAGGCAGCAGGCGGAGGACGAAGUGCGGAAAGUCAUCGAAGUGCUGGACAUCAAGAUUUUUGACCUGAACAGCUUGAGACAGAGCCUGGCCAACUUUCUAGAUAAGGACCAGCUCGGUGGAUCGUCAGAAUGCUGACUCAUGAAUCUCCAUUUUAUUCCUCUUGAACAUGCAUCAUGUGGUACUGCAGUGGUACACAUUACUUAUCUUCAGAUCUCAGAAGAAAUUUGGUGAAAGCUGAUGGAUCAGCUCUUGAUCACAGUCGUAUUAAAAGUCAUCAGUCGGAUGAAAUUCCUGUUUUUUCUCCUGUUGGAAAAAUUCUUCUGGUGCUUCAUCUGAGUGCACACAUGGGCUUUUUUUCCAAUUUUGAAGCACAAUGUAUUAAUGAUACUUGGGAGAUCAAAAGUCUUGAAUGAUUGUCGUUACUGGGAUUAAACUAGAUGUUUUUAGAAAAGUGUAAUAUUGUACAUUGAUGAUGGAAUCUGUGUAGUCGAAACUAUUUCUGAUUUGAAGGACGUGUGUGAACACAAACACUAUACUACGCUUAUAUAUUAGUUUCCUGUGUCAAAGGUCGAGACUCGGCUGUAGAUGAAGCUUUCAACAAUUCAUUUAUAUUAGUUUAUCUGCUUAUGGGUUUGUAAAUCUGUGUAUUUAACUUCCAGUAAAGCUGAAACUUGAUUAUUGUUGAUAUCAUUAACUCCACUGCGUAUACUCUUAUGUUACCAAAAGUAUGUGAACACCUGGCCAUCACGCUCGCAGCUUCAAUCACAGAAACAUCUGUUAAAGUGAGAAAAAUAACAGUGUUCCUGCAUGGCAAUGUGCUUCUGUGGAGGUCUGAAGUGGAAGAACCUAAACCUUGACCUCCUCAAGCCCACUGAACACAUGUAGGAUGAUGUAGAUUAAUGACUAUACACCAGACCUCCUCGCUGAUCUUGUAGAUGAAAGAGCACUAAUCCUCACAGCCGACCCCACAAAUCUAGUCUGAGACGUUAAGAGCAAAUGGGUGUCCACAUACUUUUGGCCCUAGACCCUAGAUUUUGUGACAUCAAACAAAAAGAUGAGAUUUUGCAUUUCUUUAAACAACAUGCUAUAACUUCAUCCUCAAGGACUUCAGCUGUUCAGAUACAUUUUUAGUUGCAUAAACUUACAAUUUCCACUAAAACUAAUGAAAUCUGUCAAAAAUGUGCUAAUGUUCAUACUUGCAGCUCCACACCUGCUCCGGUUCCUCACCAAGCACACUAGUGAUACUGAUGGUAUUUGGUGUUGGAUUUCCCUCCUGAGCAGAUCUUUGCUUCAUUUACAAUAAAGAUAUAUACAUUUGUGCAUAAAUGCUAUUUUUGUAAUGCUUAAAUAUCAACAAAUGUCUUUUUGUAUUGGGUGACAAUAAAAGGUACUGCCUUGUCUUCUGUCUUCA
Silurus meridionalis is the source of this 2713-nucleotide messenger RNA. RefSeq names its product homer scaffold protein 3b (gene homer3b). The coding region runs from base 340 to 1437 and encodes 365 amino acids. The record is from RefSeq and is a predicted model, not a curated record. The transcript has 9 exons. Lineage: Eukaryota; Metazoa; Chordata; Actinopteri; Siluriformes; Siluridae. Gene Ontology annotation, biological process: G protein-coupled glutamate receptor signaling pathway; regulation of store-operated calcium entry. Gene Ontology annotation, molecular function: G protein-coupled glutamate receptor binding. Gene Ontology annotation, cellular component: plasma membrane; postsynaptic density; cytoplasm.